Molecule: messenger RNA, 13932 nt
Organism: Archocentrus centrarchus (flier cichlid)
Lineage: Eukaryota; Metazoa; Chordata; Actinopteri; Cichliformes; Cichlidae
Gene: myo15ab
Product: myosin XVAb
Exons: 75
Coding region: 1-13077 (4358 amino acids)
Cellular component (GO): myosin complex; cytoskeleton
Molecular function (GO): protein binding; cytoskeletal motor activity; ATP binding
Source: RefSeq, a predicted model, not a curated record
AUGCCUGGCAAGAAAGACCCCAAAAAGGACGCAAAGAAGGGUGGAAAACCUGAACCAGAGAAAAAGAAAGAGGAGGAAAAGAAAGGGAAGGAUGACAAAAAGGGAGGGAAGGAUGACAAAAAGGGAGGGAAGGAUGACAAGAAAGCCAGCAAGGAUGAUAAGAAAGGUGGAAAGGAUGAUAAAAAGGGUGGGAAGAAGGGAAAAGAGGAGCCACCAAAGGGGAAAGAUGAUGGAAAGAAAGGAAAAGACAAAGGUAAAGGUAAGAAAGUGGAGUCUGAGGAGGAAGAGGACGAGCUCCUGAGUGAUGAAGAGGAUGAAGAGUUUAGUGAUGAAGAGGAUGAUGAGGAAGACUCAGAGGAUGAUAGGAGAGGGAAGGGGCGAGGAGGCAAGGGAGCUAAAGGAAAGAAAGGUGGGAAGUCUAGACGUGGGGAAUAUUCAGAAGACGAUGAUGAAGAGGAUGAAGAUGAAGACGAGGAGGAGGAUGACGAUGAUGAGGACUAUGGAAAAUCAAAAAAAAAAUCCAAGGAUGAUCGUCACCAUAAAGGAGGGAAAUCUGAUGCUGACGCGAAGAAGAAAAAGGGCAAAAAGAAAGAGGAAACUCCACAGACUCCAACCAAAGAAAUCCCUAGGAAAGGUCUGAAGAACAUGUCCAGGAUGUUCAUGAAGUUUUCUGGCUUCAAGAGACGCAGGAACAGCAGGAAGAAGCUUAAAAGUACUUCACGUUUAUUCCUGGGUUUGGGGAAGAGAAAGACCCGCAUUGCUAAGAAGAAACGCCGCAAGUCUAUACUCAAGAACACCUCUCGAUUCAUGAUGAGGUUCAAGGCCAGCAAAAAGAGGAAAAAGGAGAAAGAGGCCAAAGAGAAGGCAAAUGGUGGGAAGAAGCCAACUUAUAUGCUGCUUCGUCUGGGAGGAGGGAACAACCCUAAUGAGAAGAAGGGGGGCUUCUUCAAAGGCUUAUUUGGAAAAAAGGAUGGUGAUGGACCUGCUGACGACUUCAAGAACCGAAGUCUGUUGCUGGGGAAGGUUGCAGCGGCAACUAACUGGCUGACCAAACGCUUCCUGUCCACCAAAAUGCAGGAAAAUUCGGGACAUCAUGGCUGGCAAGAGCAUAGAUCACACAGUCGAAAAGCGAGCUCUAGACGUUAUCUCCAUGGUUACCAUAACAAUGGUUAUGAACAUGGCGAAGAUGUGUACGGCUACCAGAAAGACUAUGAAGGAUAUGAUGAUGGCUAUGGUGGUUAUGGAGAUGAGGCAGCUUAUGGAAGCCAGGGUCAAUAUGGCUACUAUGACAAUGGUGCAGGGGGAGCAAACUAUCAAGACCUGAGUUACUAUGAGGAUGAAGGAGUCUAUGAUACAAAUGCAGAAUAUUAUGUUGGUGGUCUUUAUGAUGAGAACAUGGGGGAUUACUAUGACCCUUAUUCCUCUGCUGAUUACUAUGCUUACCAGCAGCAGCAGGCAAUGUAUGGUGAUGAGGGUCUGGACUACUAUGCACUAAUGGGUGAGGACCAUGUGUAUGGUGGAGAGGCAGAUGGAUUUCUUGACCCUCAGAAUCUGGGUUAUUACGAUGAAAAUGGUCAAGCAGUUUACUAUGGUGGUGGACAAAUGGGCUAUUAUGACAAUGGACAGGCAGGUUAUUAUGAGAACCCUUAUGCAGCAUCGAUGGGAAUGCAAGGUGGGUUUGCACAGGACUAUCAACUUAGCUAUAGUGACACUGGCAUGCCAUACCAAGACUUCAGCUCCCAGCAGACAAUUGGAUUCCCACAAGGAGGCCAGCAGGUCUUUGGGUUUGGAGACCAAGUAGUAGUGGGUCAAGUACAGGACCUGUAUGGCAACCAGAAUGCAGGCCAGCUGGAUCAAUAUGGAGAUGAUAGCAGUUUAUUUCAAGGAGGGGAGAUGACAUUUAGAGUUCCCAGACCUCAAGUGCGCCUUUUUGGGAAAGAACGUCUAGAUGUUACGUUGCCUCCACCACCCACUUUGCCACCGGAUCCAGAAUUCGAAAACAUGUCAGAAAUCCAGUAUGAAGACCAGCCUGGUGACAUGAUGUCAGUACGGCAACAGAUGGCAAUGUCACCUCAACAGCAAAUGAUGAUAUCUUCUCAUCACACUCUGUUGCCCCCUCAAGAACCAAUGAUGAUGUCCCCUCAGAUGACAACGCAUCAGCACCAAGUUAUGCCCCCACAGCAGCAGAUGAUGUUACAACAAGAACAGAGUAUGUCCCCCCACAUGAUGUCAUCACAGAUUAUGUCGCCACAGCAACAAAUGAUGUUAACACAGCAACACCCUAUGUCACCACAGCAACAAAUGAUGCAGCAACAGCCUAUGUUACCACAGCAACAGAUGAUGCCCCAACAAAUGAUGUUGCCACAGCAGCAGAUGUCACAAGAAAUGAUGUUCCCACAACAGCAAAUGAUGUCACAGCAAAUGAUGUCACUUCAAGAUCAAAUGAUGCUGCCACAGCAACCGAUGAUUUCACCACAGCAGAUGAUGACUGAUCCAAUGAUGAUGUCACAGCAGCAGGGUUAUGGCCCGCCAUCCAUUCCUACUCCAACUGCAAUGAUUAUUAAGCAAGCAAGCAUGUCCCCUCUUCCAGCACGCCGCAUUCAACCCUCUCCGACACCAUCCCGCCGCUCCGUCAUUAUGCCCUCCCCACAAAUGCAACGUCAUCCUUCUGCCAUGGCUUCCCCAGUACCCUCUCCUGUGUUUGCACAAAGACGCAGUCCCUCUCCACAACCGUCCAUGAGGAGUGGGUUAAUAAAUGCCCAAAGACCACCCUCUGUUAUGUCUAGACGGCUCUCGCCUCCUUCCUCCCCUAUGGCCUCCCCACUUUCUCGUCGUAGAAUGCAACCUCAGAGAUCACCCCCUCCCCUGGCUCGAGGUCCCUCACCCUCCCGCUCUCCCCGUGCUUCCAUGAUCCGGCAUAGUCCCCCGCCCUCACCGAGAGCAUCAGUGAGACGACGUUCUCCACCUUCAUCACCCCGUGCUUCUAUGAGAAGUCCUCCACCAGGACCCGCUCCUGCCCGCAGCCCAUUUGAAGCUAGAAAUAUUCGUAGGUCACCAUCCCCUGCCCUCUCCCCUGGUCACAUAUCUCCCCCUCUUUCUCCACAGCUCACCAGAAGACCAUCUCCUUCCCCAUCUCGUCGUAGUUUAUCCCCUGCAGGGCCCCGGCCUGCUCCAUCAUCCCCUACUCUUUCUCGUCGCUCAACUCGACUGCUCAGGGAUCCCACACCAUUGGCCCGGCCUAGGAUGGGGGGAAGUGUUCCUUUAGGUACUGUCAGACCAUCCCCUAUGGGUCUCCGUGGACGUCCAGUGCCUCCACCGACCCAGAAUGUGCGUCCUUUCCGUGCCUCCUCUAUAAGAAGCAAUAGGUCUUCUGUUCUCACCGUGGACUCCUCACUUCACUCCUCUCCUUUCCACUCCCCUCACAUGGUUCAUCGUGCUCCCCUCAGGAGAAGAGAAUCUGGAAGAUUACCUCCCCGCCCUAUUGCUCGAGGACGUCCACUUGUGGCCCAGCGGUCUGUAAGAAGUAUGUCACCUGCUUCUCCACAGCUAUCCAUUAAACACAUGCCGUAUCCUGCAUCCCCUCACCACUCUCCUCGACUUUCUCAUCAUCCCUCCCCCCUCCUGUCCCCUCGUUCUGUCCAUUCGCCCACUUAUGCACCUGAAAUUAUACCCUAUGCUGAUCCUUACACUGAGCAAUCACAUCAGUCUGUAGCCCCCUCUUCUCCCAUGCUGCCUCGCGCUUUGCAGAACCAGGCUCUCCAACAAGCUUCUUUCUCAUCCCCUCUUGGACCACAGGUAGCCCACAUGGUAGGCAUGGAUGAGAUGGUUCCUGAAGUAAUAGAACCUUAUGUUCCCUUGUCCCCUACAUUGUCUGGUGCAAUGCAAAACCAGGCCAUUCGUGAUGCCUCUUAUGUUCCCACAUUCCAGAGACCAAUGUCACCUUAUGGUCAACCUAUGGCCCCUUCAUCUCCUAUGAUGUCUCGGGCUCUGCAAAACCAAGCAGUACGAGAUGCAUCUUAUGUUUCACCUUUACAAAGGCCAGUCUCACCCUUUGAACAGCCUUUACUUCCCUCCUCUCCAGUACUAUCUGGAGCGCUGCAAAACCAGGCAGUGAGAGAAGCAUCAUAUGUAUCUCCUCUUCAUAGACCUCUAUCCCCAUAUGCCCCAUCUGUACCUUCAUCUCCAGUGCUCCCUGAAGCCAUGAGACAUGGACAAGCACUAAGAGGCGUAGCUUCAUAUCAGACUCCGCAGUUUAGUUCGCCAUAUGGACCAACUGUUGUUACUCCAUAUGAUUAUAUCUCCGAGCCUGGCCCUGCACCACUGCUCCACGAUGCACUGCAAAACCGAUCUGGUUUGCAGGGUGUCUCAACUAUGAGAUCCCCUAUGAUGCAGCGUCGUAACCCUUAUGAACCACCUGGGCCUCAGCUCAACAGUGCUCUUCAGCAGAACCCAAACCUUCGCCAAGCCUCUUAUCAAAUUCCUGUGGAAUUCAGACGGUCUCCAUAUGGACCUCAACCACACUCUUCCCCAAUUUUAGGAAGUGCUCUGAAAAACCCGCAGUUGAUGCAGGCAUCUUACCGUCUGCCAGAUGGAACUUUGGUUUCACCAUAUGGAGCUCGACAUUCCUCCCCACUGCUGGGGCAUGCCCUGCAAAAUCAGCAUAUUCGUGGAGCUUCAUAUGUCUUGCCAGAUGGAUCAAUCAGGGAUCCUCGUAUGCCUCAGAAGCCAAUGUCUCCUAACCUCUCAAGAGCUCUUCAGAACCAGAACAUUAAGACUGCAUCAUAUACUCUUCCCGAUGGCACCAUUAUAGAUCCUAGACAGCAACAACCCAUUUCCCCUAACUUGGCUAAGGCCCUAAACAACCCAGCUUUGCGUGAGGCCUCCUACUCUCUCCCCGAUGGGACCAUUGUGAUUGACCCUGGGAAACAAAAGUCCCCCAAUCUUGCAGCAGCACUUCAGAACCCUUACCUUAGAAGUGCAUCCUACACCUUGCCAGAUGGCACUAUCAUCAUUGAUCCACGCAAACCUGUCUCCCCAAACCUGUCCAAUGCCCUCCAAAACAGCGCACUGCGGAGCGCCUCCUUCAAAUUACCAGAAGGGGUUCAAGACCCCAAUACACCUAUAUCACCAAAUCUGGCUAAGGCUCUCCAAAACCCAGCCUUGAAAGGAGCUUCAUACACGCUCUCAGAUGGAACUAUUAUAGUUGACCCCAGAAAACCAAAGAGCCCCAACCUGACAGCUGCCUUGCAGAAUCCUUAUUUGAAGGGAGUGUCCUACACCCUGCCUGAUGGGACCAUCAUCAUUGACCCCCGGAAACCAAUUAGCCCUGAUCUGUCUAAAGCUCUAACAAAUGCAAACCUUCGAAAUGCAUCAUACCGUCUUCCUGAUGGGUCUCUGGUAAUCCCUGGCCAGCCUCCAAACCUUUCAUCUGCUCUGAGGCGAAACCAGGCUCUACGUUCUGCAGGUCUCUAUCAUCUGUCAGAAAACUCUGUGCUGUCAGGUGCACCCAGACCCACACCUCCCAACCUUUACUCUGCACUGAAGAAGGAAGAAGUGCGUGGUGCCACAUACAGGCUGGCAGAUAAAUCUCCUCUCACACGGCGGUUCCACAACCCAAACUUGUCUGAGGCCAUCCAGAACCAGCAGCUUCGUUAUGCUUCAUACACGGUGCCAACAGGACUGCAGGGUGAGGACAAUCGCUAUGCUGUGAUUCCUCCAUACGGGCCACGUUCAGGCCACUGGGCCAGAAAUGCCCAAGGAGGAGCGGAUGGAGGGGAGGAUGUUUGGGCAGCGGAGAGGGUUUUACCACAUGGCACUGUCCAGAAUUUGGCUAAGUGGUCGAUGUACAAAGAGGACGGGGUGUUAGAAGGUUAUUCACCAGGACCUCGAGUUGUGGACGGAAAGACUCAGGACCCAGAAUGGGCUCCGGAGAGAGAGAGCAUCCGGCCAAGAGUACCAGGUCAAAGCUGGCAUGACAAGAUCUAUUCUAUCCUAAGCAUGCCCACAACAAGCCACAGGGUUAAACGCUGGGCGGAGGGAAUGGAGGACAUGACACAGCUCCCUGAGCUGAAUGAGACCACUGUUCUGAUGAACCUGAAGAAACGCUACGACCAUGAUCUUGUCUAUACCUACAUAGGCAGCAUCCUCGUGUCCGUGAAUCCGUACAAGUUGCUCAACAUUUACGGCACGGACAUGGUGCUCCUUUAUGAAGGCCAUGGACUGAGUGAUAACCCCCCUCAUCUCUUUGCCAUUGCUAAUCUCUCAUAUACCACCAUGAUGGAUGCCAAAAAGGACCAGUGUAUUGUGAUCAGUGGAGAAAGCGGGUCAGGAAAGACUGAGGCCACUAAACUGAUCCUGCGUUACCUGACAGCCAUACACCACAAACGCAAUGUCGCACAGCAGGUAUGCAUCCUAGAGGCCACGCCCCUGUUGGAGUCUUUUGGGAAUGCCAAAACAGUGCGCAAUGACAACUCUUCACGCUUUGGCAAAUACACACAGAUCUACAUGGACCAGGGUGUAAUCAGUGGUGCCAUAACGUCUCAGUACCUGUUGGAGAAGUCCCGCAUUGUCUUUCAGGCCAAAUCAGAGAGGAACUAUCACAUCUUCUAUGAGAUGUUGGCAGGCCUUCCUCCUCAUGAGAAGCACUCACUGUACCUGCAGGAAGCUGAGACUUACUACUAUCUCAAUCAGGGAGGAAACUGUACCAUAGAGGGAAAGGAUGAUGGGGAGGACUUCAGGCGUUUGCUGAGUGCCAUGGACAUCCUGUGUUUCACCCCAGAGGAGCAAAAUGGUAUCUACAGACUUCUCUCCUCUGUCCUUCAUCUGGGGAACAUCUACUUCCAGCCACACCAGGCUGAGGGUCAGGAGGUUGCAUCAGUGGUGAGUGCACAGGAGAUAAGGGUGGUAGCUGAGUUGCUGCAGGUGUCACCUGAGGGCCUACAGAAAUCUGUCACCUUCAAACUGACAGAUACGGUGCGGGAGAAGAUCUAUACUCCGUUGACAGUGGAGAGUGCUGUGGAUGCCAGAGAUGCCGUUGCCAAGAUCCUGUAUUCGCUGCUGUUUAGUUGGCUGACAGAGCGCAUCAACGGACGGGUCUACCCUCGCAAUGAAGCCCUCUCCAUCUCGGUGCUGGACAUUUAUGGAUUUGAGGAGCUACAGGAGGAGCAGGAGGAGUACAUGCGGGAGCAGAUCAAGUGGCAGCAGCAGCCCUUCGGCCACAACCAGGCAUGCCUUGACCUUAUUGCUGCUAAGCCUCAUGGGAUACUGCGCAUACUGGACGACCAGUGUGGUUUCCCUCAGGCAACAGACCACACCUUCCUUCAGAAGUGCCACUAUCACCAUGGAAACAAUCCGCUCUAUGCCAGGCCAAAGAUGCCACUGCCAGAGUUUACCCUGAAACACUACGCAGGGAAGGUCACCUACCAGGUCCACAAAUUCUUGGAUAAGAACUUUGACAUGGUGCGCCAGGAUGUUUUAGACCUCUUCAUCCAGAGCAAGAACAGAAUGGUUUCAAGCCUCUUCUUGAAGCACUCAGAGUCUUUGUCUCAGCAGCGGUCUAACGUGCGGCGCAGCAGCGCAGCUCGACGUUAUCAGGCCAACACGGUCAGCGCAAAGUUUCAGAGCAGCCUGCAAGAGCUGCUGGAGAAGAUGGAAAGGUGUAACCCUUAUUUUGUGCGAUGCAUCAAGCCAAACCAUCUUAAGGAGCCAGGAAUGUUUGACAUGGAGCUGAUCAAAUCUCAGCUGCAUUAUUCUGGCAUCAUCGAGACCAUCCACAUCAGGAAGGAGGGUUAUCCAAUCAGACUGCACUUUCACAGCUUCCUAUCGAGGUACAAAGCCUUGCUCUGCCUGAAGGAUACUCCACCUGCAGAUGGAGAAAAUUGCAUUGCCAUGCUCCACAAACUUGGUCCGGUCAAGCCCGGCUCGUAUCAGCUGGGCGUCAGUAAGAUUUUCCUGAAAGAGGAGUUGUAUCAGCUGCUGGAGGGCAAGCGUGACCGUGUGCUGAACCUCGCUGCCAUAGUGCUGCAGAGAUACACACGCACGUGUUUCAUCCGAAAAAACUUCACCAAACUGAAGCACUCUUUGACCCUGUUUGAAGCUCGGUGCAGGGGCUACCUGGCCAGAAAAAACUUUGCUCUGAGGAGGAAGUACCUAAUCAGGUUUCGCGCCGCUGUGCUGCUCGUCGUCAAUCGCCGGCGUUACAUGAGGACAGUGGUGGAGCCUGCGAGGAAGGCGGAGGAGGAUCGCAUCAAUCGAGAAGUGGUGAAUGUGACAACAUUGCCCGUCCCUGCUGUGCUGGCUGCCCUGCUACAAGCUGCUUCAGGUGGUGAAGAGCUGCAUUCUGACUGCUUGGCCGUCGUUCAGGCUCCAAAAGUUCAGGUUGACCCCCAGCUAACCCUGCCCCUGGACAUCAACAACUACCUCAUGACACAUUACAUCCGGGCCAUAUUUAGGGAGCCGUUGUUUGGGAUGGUGACAGCCCCGCUGGAGAAUUCCCUGAUUCGAAUGGAUGAGGAGCUAAAACAUGGCGCCCUCAACGUUUUCAUUCUGAUACUCAGGUUCAUGGGCGACCCAAACUUGAAUGGGGCUCAGGAGAAUCUGUUUGGGAAUUACAUCAUCCAGAGAGGACUUGCCAAUCCCAGCCUCAGAGAUGAGAUUCUGGUUCAGGUGACGAAUCAAGUGUGGAGGAAUCCUAACCUCCUGAAUUCAGAGCGUGGCUGGCUUCUCCUUUCUUCCUGCCUUUCUACCUUCCUGCCUUCUCAGAGGCUUGCUAAGUACCUGCUGAAGUUUGUGUCUGAUUACGGCCCAGAGGGCUAUGACUGUGUGUGUCAGCACCGUCUGCUUCAGGCCUUGCAGAGGCUCGGUGUCGGGCCGGAGUAUGUCAGGACGUACCCACCCUGUCUACUGGAGUGGACCGCCAAUCGCAAGAGAGCUCACACUGUUCUGCACAUACACUGUUUCGAUGGUGUAUCCUUUUUGUGUCCAUUACACUCAUGGACGACAGGAGAAGAAAUGGCCAAAGACAUCUUAAAACACAGGGGUGUGGUGGAGGGCCAUCGAGGCUGGACGGUGCUGCUGAAGGAGCCGGCUCAGUGGGUGGAGCUAGAGGGUUCAGACUACGUUUUGGACCUGAUGUCAGAUUUGGAGCUUCCUGCUGAUUUCCCCAAACACAGCAGCUACUUCAUCAUUUCUGCACAGGAACCAACCAGAGUGCGGGCCAAUGCCAGCAUAAGCCUGUUGGGGGGUGGCUUUGACACCAAUGAUGAUUUCAUAUCUUCAGCCAUAUCUAGCUCUGAUGCAAUCAGCCAAGACCUGGAGCCUCACAGAGGGAUGGAUCGUUAUCUUGACAGCCUGUUUGACCCGGUGCUGUCUGACGGAGCAGGAGAAGUGGAAUCAGCUGGAGGACUGUCCAGCAGGAUGAAGGGAGCUGGAGGGGUCGGUGGGGGUUGGCAUCAACAAGGCGAGUCCAGGGGACCCCCGCCUCCACCUGGAGCUGUGAGAGUCCUUCCUGUGGGAGGUGUGAUGUCGCCUCCUGUUGCUGCAGUGGCACCUGUAACACCUGAUGUCCGGCAGGCUGUUUUGUCCCAGCAGCAGCAGGCGAUUGUGAACCAGCAGGCCGUCAUCAUGGCCCAGCAGAUGACCAUGCAAGCCAUGGCUAUGGUUGGCAGCCCGGUGUCAAGUCCGCCCACCUCCCCAAUCACAAGCCCUCCCAUGAGUCCUCUGCUCCAUCACCCUCUGAGCCCGUAUGCUGUCAUACCGCCAAGUCCGUAUGCAAACAUCCCGCCGAGCCCCUACGCUAACUUCACUCCAACUCCCUUUGCUGCAGCAGACAUCCCGGCUCGCCCCUAUCCUCUCUCUGCUCAGACUCCAUCACAGCUUCAGGCUCAGCCUCCUGCUGGUCCCCAGACUCGGCCUCAGGCCUCCCCCCACAACCCCAACCCUGAGCCAACCUCCACAAAAACUGACAAAGCUAACCCAGCUGCACAGGCUCAGUCAGGCAAGGACAGCGUCCCUCUGAGAAAAGCUCCGGGCAUCCCCGUGAACAAGGACAAACCAGUCAGGAAAUUUGCCCCAGUUGUGACGACUCCUCUGCCCCCUGCUGGAGAAGUGGUGAAGUAUUCAGCUCAGACUUCAGAUCACAUCAUCCCCAGCCAAGAUAUCCAAGAAAUCAUAAAAAGGUACAACUCCCCACCACCACCACCAGGCCCGCUGCCACCUGGCAAGAGGAGAUCAGAAGGGAAGUUUAAGAAGAAGCAAACGCCUCGUGAUGAAGCUUUACAGAUCCUCCAACCACAGAUGGAUAAUCCUCCUGCUCCACAGCCCAGACGGCCUGUUGCUCCCUCUGCAUCUGCAGUGAAAGAGGCAGGGUUUAAACCCACCAAGAGCACAAAGACCAGAGCACCCGCCCGUCCCCUCCCCAUACCUCCUCCAGUCUCUCGAGAGCUUCCAGUGGAAACAGAGACCAUCCAGACGCAGCUUCAUCAGAGCACCAACGAAGAACACUACACCUACACCAAUGUUCCCUGGAGGCUGUAUCUCAGGAAGGAGGUUUUUUAUCCCAAAGACAGCUUCAACAGUCCCCUGCUGCUGGAUCUCAUUUUCAAACAGAUAGUAAAUGACACCUUGUCGGAGGCGUGUGUUCGCAUCACCCGGGAUGAAAGGCAGAAAAUGAAAGCUCUUUUUGCUAAGCACAGCGUCAAACAGAAUAUGGAUCCUGUGGAGGAGCACGUGAAGAAAACGGUUGUCACAGCAGCCAGGGAAACUUGGGAAAUCUACUUCUCCCGGCUCUUCCCGGCCUCGGGUAGCGUAGGAACGGGAGUGCAGGUUUUGUCAGUGUCCCACAGUGGCAUCAAACUGCUGAAGACCGUAAAAAGCAGUGCUACAGCUCCAGACUACUUCAGAGUCCUGCGAACAUACACCUAUGCAGACAUCCUGUUUGUGACCAUCCCAUCUGAGAACAUGCUGGAGUUCAAUCUGACCAAUGAGAAGCUCAUACUGUUCUCAGCCAAGGGACCACAAGUCAAACAUCUCAUAGACACCUUCAUCAAUGAGAUCAAAAAGGACUCAGACUACGUGGUUGCAGAGUGUAACUUUGUGACAGACGACCGCUCGAUGCUCAGCUUCCAUAAAGGUGACAUCAUCAGGCUACAGGUUAUGGACGGGCUGGAGAAAGGUUACAGCUAUGGCUGUGUGGUGAGGAAGAAGGUUGUGUUUUUGGAGGAACUGAAGAGAGACACUCAGGACUUUGGCUGGAAGUUUGGCGCCGUGUUGGGCCGCUCCGGUGUGUUUCCUGCCGAGUGCGUCCAUCCCGUCGCUCCUCCUGACUUCCUGUCACUCCCACUGGACCGAAAGUCGGAGCCUCGAGGUGGAGCGGGACAGUUCGCUGUGUCAUCAGCUGUUGCUGUCGCCGUAGCGUCCACCAUGGCUGCGCAUGAGAUAGAUCAAACGAUUGAGAAGGUCUCCCUUGAUGGCUUUGCUGAUGGAGAUCUGGAUGAAAGGGCUCUGCAGGACAGUAAAUAUGAUAUGUUGGAGUUUGCCAAGAAGUACUUCAGACAGGCGCCCAGCGGGAAGGGAGAUUCCCUGAAGAGCAAAAGCAAGAACAGAGACUCCAGGGAGCCCAUUGAAAUGAUCAAGUUUUCCAAGGCUCCUCUGACUGAAUCUCUGAUAGAUUUCAAAGACCCAGCUAUGAACAGAGUGGCAGCCGAUCUCUUCCUGUCCAUCAUGCGUUUCAUGGGUGACUCUUCAUUAAGGGGACUGACAGAACAGGAAGUGGUCAGCACUUUCCUCAAGCUCAUAGGAGAGUUCUCCUUGAUGAGGGAUGAGGCUUACUGCCAGCUCCUCAAACAGCUUACCGCUAACACCAGCUCCAAACCCGACAGUUGCCAGCGAGGCUGGCGGCUGCUGUACAUCCUGACUGCUUUCCACUGCUGCUCCGAAGUCCUCAAGCCCUUCCUGCUCAAAUACCUGCAGCAGGCCUCUCGCAGCACAGGGUUGCAGUAUCAGGGCAUAGCUAAAGCAUGUGAGCAGAAUCUGAAAAAGACGUUCCAGUUUGGUGGCCGCACCGUUCCACCCAACAGCAUGGAGCUGAAGGCUAUGAUGGCGGGACGAAGUUCAAAACGUCAACUGUUCCUCUUCCCCGGGGGUAUCGAACGCCACGUGAAAAUCAAAACGUGCUCUGUUGCCCUGGAGGUGAUUGAGGAGCUGUGCUAUGAGAUGGGGUUACACAGGCUGGAGGCUAUAGAAGAAUAUUCUACAUUUUUAGUGACCAAUCGAGGUCAGAAUGUACGCCCUUUGAACAAACACGAGUACAUCCUGGAUGUGGCAACAGAGGCCGAGUUAGUCGACACCAGCUACAGCUUCUGGUUCAGGCGAGUCGUCUGGACUCAGCCGCUCAAGUUCGACAAUGAGCUCUGUGUGGCCAUGCACUAUAAUCAGAUUCUUCCAGACUACUGUAAAGGUCUGCUGAAUGUUCUUCCACAUGGGAAAGUGAGCGAUCAACAGUUUCACCAGAUCUCCAAACUGGCAGCUUUGCAGCACCGAGCCAAAGACAACAUCUUCAUUCCCAGCAUACACGAAUUAUCGGAGUACAUCGCCACACCUCUCUUCAAAAAGCAGCCACCCCAGCAGUGGGUUACCAUGGUGACGCAGCACAUGCAGCAAGUACAGGCACUGAACCCGCACCAGGCCCGGGCACAGUUUCUGGGGCUGGUCAGUGCGUUCCCCAUGUUCGGCUCCUCGUUCUUCUACAUCCACAGCAGCAGCUCCACCACCUUCUACGCUCCCUGCAUCGUUGCCGUCAAUCAACAUGGUCUUCAUUUCCUGCACAAAAAUACCCACGAGCUGAUGGCAGUGGUCCCCCUGGUGGAGGUGCAGUCCACCCGCACCCAGAGGCCCACUACUGGGACCAGUUAUCCUUAUGUAGACAUCACCUUGGGGGAUAUCAACGCACAACGUGUCAUUCAGCUACAGCUGGAGCAGGGCCUGGAGCUGUGUCGAGUCAUCGCCAUGCAGGUGGAAAACAUGAUGUCUGUGCGGGAGAAGAGACUCACUCUGCCACCCAGCGAAAUCACCAUGCUGUAACGCACGUUCACGCACAAACUUUCAUGAGUGCACACGCUCUCACGGGCGUAGAUGAAACCUUCACGAAUGGCCUACCUCUUCUUAGUUUUAGGUGUUUGUGUCAUGCAGCUCACAUGCAACAUUGUAAGGUCGCUUUUGUAAGUGGAGAACAAGAGUGGGUCUCAAUAUUGAUUCAUUUCUUGUUUUUCUUUCAGGGCGACUCACUGAUAACUGCACUUACUGUUUUACCUGUACACAUGCUGUUAAUGAAAUGUGGGGAGGUUUUACAGGCUCCACAAAGUUUUCUAACAGAUAUGUUACAUGUUUUAUAUUUUUAUAGCUACAGUUUACUGUAAAUCUUUAUUGCUGUUGUAUUCAACCCUUGGUAAUGCAUAUUUUGUAAACAAAUAUAUAUCUAUAUUUUAGCACAAAAUAAGGGCUUUUAAAAAGAAUUGUGAACUCCAGCAUCCUUUAAACAGAAUGUAUUUAUAGGUAUCAAGCUUGAAAUAAAAACAAUAGUUUUCAUUAGCAGUGUCUUGUGGAGGUUUGCACGUAGAUAGAAAGGUGUUUUGGGGGCCAAACAGCAAGGCUGUGGGCACCCAUAGUGAUUCUUGGUUUUCUUAUAUCAGCAUCAACUUUUUUUCCUCUCCAGUGGGAGUCUAUGGCAGCUCCUAGAAUCGCCUGGUCAAAAGUUGUGAAAUUUGGCACACUUCCUCAGGACAGUUUCAUUAUCAUUUUCACCAAAUUAUGUGCCACUACCUUAAGCCAAAGUAAGCCAGAAUAUAAUUUGUUUCAACUGCCUUUUUAUUUUCAGGUUCUUGAAUUGUGGUCCUGUAUUUUAGAAGUUCUUGACAGAAACUGUUAAUAUUUGGUUUG